Molecule: messenger RNA, 735 nt
Organism: Dicrocoelium dendriticum
Lineage: Eukaryota; Metazoa; Platyhelminthes; Trematoda; Plagiorchiida; Dicrocoeliidae
Source: the annotation of a GenBank genome assembly
AUGAGUCUGUCGCUCCUGCUGCCGCAUGAAAACGCAGAUCAUCCCACUCCUUCUUACCCGAAUCCGUUUAAUGACUAUGCCAUUCGACGUGUGCCAAGCGGCGGUUCCGCUUGGGCGGGUGAAGCACCCAUUCUCCCCGCCCCUUCAGUUCCCACCUACUUCGACGGAUUCCUCGCUUCUGAUCCGCUCUGUUCACCACAGCCUCCAAUUCCUUUGGGUCUAUCGCAUAGAGGUUGCAUUUCUCGGCGAUUGCAAGAAGAACGAGCCAGAUUCGCAAUUCUCCAAGCCCAGUUCUCUAAACAGUUGCGUGACACAUGGGCGUGCCUCAGAGUAACCCGGUCGGCCGGCAGGUUGAAACCGAAUGAACCGUACAGUCCUCUGUUCCACAGUUCGGCGACCACCAACGAGCUCCGCUUGGAUCCAGCCGGAGCUUCUGAUGGAGCGUCUACCGGUGGUUGUGGCGGUGUCCCGGGUCCCACUGGUCUUGCCGCUGUUGGUGUGGACGGACCGUCUCCAACGCACGUGGGCGGCUUGCAUGAGAGCACGCAUCCGGCUAUGCAACACCCGGUUCAAUUGGAACACACUGGUUGGGAUCAUCCGGAAUGUGCGGUCGGACGGGUGCCUGCAAAUGCACCGUUUGGUGUUCAAAAUCCUUACUAUGAGCCAACCGAUCUAUCUACGGGUCGAUUUUGUCCGAGUGCUGCAGCAUUUACUGGAGCGCAGGUUCCGGGCUAA